This is a messenger RNA of Aspergillus ochraceoroseus IBT 24754, 763 nucleotides long. Its product is annotated as adenylyl-sulfate kinase. The record is from RefSeq and is a predicted model, not a curated record. Gene Ontology annotation, biological process: sulfate assimilation. Bases 77 to 712 code for a protein of 211 amino acids. Gene Ontology annotation, molecular function: ATP binding; adenylylsulfate kinase activity. The transcript is spliced from 2 exons. Lineage: Eukaryota; Fungi; Ascomycota; Eurotiomycetes; Eurotiales; Aspergillaceae.
CUCAUCCUCAUCCUCUUUCUCGUCUUUCCAAUUGCACUUUUCCUGCUCUCCAAAUUCCUUGCUCAGCACCACCAAAAUGGCCACUAACAUCACCUUCCACGCCAGCGCCCUCACACGAGAAGAGCGCAGCACGCUACGCAACCAACGCGGCCUCACAAUCUGGCUGACCGGCCUAUCCGCAUCCGGAAAGUCCACUAUCGCAGUGGAACUGGAGCACCAGCUCCUGCGCGAUCGCGGGGUCGCCGCCUACCGCCUAGACGGCGACAACGUGCGCUUCGGCCUAAACAAGGACCUGGGAUUCAGCGAGAAAGACCGCAACGAGAACAUCCGCCGGAUCGCGGAAGUCGCCAAGCUCUUCGCCGAUAGCGCCACCAUCGCCAUCACCUCGUUCAUCUCGCCUUUCCGCGCCGACCGCGACACCGCGCGCCAGCUGCACGAGGUGCCUACCCCGGGCGAGCAAACGGGGUUGCCCUUCGUCGAGGUCUACAUCGAUGUCCCCAUUGAGGUUGCCGAGCAGCGGGACCCCAAGGGCUUGUACAAGAAGGCCAGGGAGGGCAUCAUCAAGGAGUUUACCGGGAUUAGUUCGCCCUAUGAGGCUCCGCUGAAGCCCGAAGUCCAUGUUAAGAACUAUGAUUUGCCCGUGCAGGAGGCUGUGAGGCAGAUUAUUGCUUAUUUGGAUGAGCAGGGUUAUUUGCCUCCUAAGAAGGAGUAAAAAAACAACAACAACAACGAAACUCUUUUUUUUUUUUUUUUUUUUUUUUUU